AUGCGGCCAGAUGAUUUGUAUGGUGCUGGCAGCUGGGCCAAGAGCCGACCGGUGAAGUCGGCCAGCAAGGCUUGCAACUACAGCAGUGGGGUGAAACUCCUGGAGCAGGUGGUUUAUCGCUUGGAGGAUCCUUGGGAGCUCUCAGAGGCCGACUUGGAAACCGCGGAGGAAAAUGCAGCUCGCUUCAAGAGCUUUUCGCCAGAGGUGAUUGAUGUCCUGUCGGACGAGUUCGAGCUUCUUGAGCACAGCUACCAGGUCUCCACUUUCGUCGCCACGGUGUGGACCUCUGGGCAAUCCUUCGUGGACCUGAGAGGUGGACGUCUUUGGUGUUGUCGAUUGAGUCUGCGGGAGUUGAAGCAGAAGAGCGAGCUCAAGGACGAGGUGGAUGAGUUGAGUGAGCCUGAGGAGAGUCAGGAGGUCUUGCUUCCGCAGCAGAAUCCGGAGUACACUUCAGUGGGCUAUGGCCAUAGUGCUGAAUCUGCCCUCAGCAUGGCCAGGCUACACGUUCUCGAGGAGAUGGACAGGUGGGAUCCCACGGACCUGCUGCCGCGGCUCCGGCAGCUGGAGAAACAGCUGCAGGACUGCGCCAGCGACAUGGUGCAUCCGCAGAAGGUAGAUGGUGAGUGGCAUGAGGAUGUGACACUUCGGCCUACCUUGGAGGAGUUUGUUGAUCUCAUGGAGAACUUGCUGUUGAAGCCGGCUCCGAAGAGCUUCGUGGUAUGGCGGCUUUUGGCGAGGUCGUGGCCCUACAUUUUGGCAUUUGCACAGGACGAUUGCCUCGAAAAGUUGCGGCAUGCCAUGUCGAUGUCCUCCAGGGCCUGUGGUCUGGGCGUUUGGCUCCGAAUGGCGGAGGCGGCAGCAUAUCAAUAUCAUUGCAAUAUUCUGGAGAUGCUUCAGGAGCCACGUCACAUGGGGCAGGUGAAUCGGACAUGGAAGGGUUUAGCAUCCAGAAACUGGGCUUAA
Messenger RNA from Cladocopium goreaui, 963 nucleotides. Lineage: Eukaryota; Dinophyceae; Suessiales; Symbiodiniaceae. The record is from the annotation of a GenBank genome assembly.